AUGACUUCGAUCAUCAAAGUUCACGUUUUCUCGGGCGCCCGAGACGAAGGUCCCCUCUGCUACUUGCUUCAGGUUCUUUUUUCUGAUGGACUAGAAUUUGAGAAAUAAAAAAAUGAGUUUCAGGUCGAUGGAGAUCACAUAUUGCUGGACUGCGGAUGGGACGAGAGAUUCGAUCCUACUUAUUUGGAACAGUUGAGGCCGAUUGUGCCAAAGGUAAAAAGUCGAAUAAAAUUGUGAAAUUACGAAGAAAAUGGGUAAUUCUUCCAUAUAAAUUUCUAAUAUUUUUCAUUUUUUUGAAGUUUGAAAAGUUUAAGCUUAUCGUUUUUCAAAAAAAUUAAAUUUUUUUCAAGCUUUCAUGUUUUUUCGAGGAUGAAUUUCAUGAAAAUUGCGUUUUUUCUAAAAAAAAUUUGUCAACUUUUUUUCUGGAAACUCACUAAAUUCAUUUAAUAGUAGACAAACUUUUCUGUGGAGAUUUUGAAUUUUACUUCGGAUAAUCAUAUUUUUGAUGUAAUUAAAAAUUGUGAAACUAUUGAAAUUUCACAAAUUUUUGAAAUUAAUUUCAAAGUCAAAAUAAGUUCUCCUAACUCAACUUAAACCCAAUGGCGCAAAACAAAUCUGUAUAGGGUGUUCCCCGACGUUUUUGAUAUGCGUUUAAUGCCCAGUAAUGAAUGCCUUCAAAUGAGAAGAGUUGAUUUAAAAAUACUUGAAAAUCUUGAGGAAAAAAAUAAAUGACUCCAAAAAGUUUUUUUCUGUAUCAAUUUAUUCUAAAAAGUUCAUUUUUUUCUUCAACUUCAAGCUGUCUUCUCUGAAACUGCUAGAACGGAAAAACAAACAAAAAAACUGAAUCAAUAUUUUGAAACCAUCUUCCUUUUUAAAAGUCAAAGGAAUUCAGUUCAAAAAUGCCGUGUUCAAAGUGAUUCCGCGAAAUUCAAAAUGGCCGUCAGAAAAAAAGACAUAUGACUGAAUUUUGGAGAGUCAGAGAUAAUUUUUCGAAAAUCACUUAGAAGCUUCGAAAAAAUAAGGAAUUUUUCAAAAACUUUAGGUUUUCUGACCUGGAAAGUGCUAAAAAUUCAAAAUUUUCUUUUUCAGCUCAGCGCAGUCCUUCUCUCACAUCCAGACGUCCUUCACCUCGGCGCCUUACCGUAUCUCGUUGCCAAAUGCGGACUAACCGCUCCUGUCUAUGCUACCGUAACCCGAUAAUCGAAAAAUAACAGUUAAAAUGGUUUUUCUCAAGGUCCCCGUGUUCAAAAUGGGACAAAUGUUCCUUUACGAUCUGGUGAACAGUCACUUGGAUGUGGAGGAAUUCGAACAUUUUUCGUUGGACGACGUCGACGCGGCUUUCGAGAAGGUCGAGCAGGUCAAGUACAACCAGACGGUCAGUUAUGGGAAUAGGAAAAAAAAAUCUAUUUGAGUAAUGAAAACCCGACUUGGGAAUGCCAGAGUGGUCCCUAGAGGGGUUAGGGAGAAGAACAACCCCUAUAGGGACAAAAUAGGGCUCCCAGAAGGGACCUCAGAAGCGUUUGAGGUCUGACCCAUAAAUCCCUAAAACUUGAGUGGUCCCUGGAGGGGUUAGAGAGAAGAGCCCCUAUAGGAACAAAAUAAGGCUUCCUGGACCUUAUAGGAGUUUGAGGGGGGACCCCUACGCCCCUAAAACUUGAAACUCCUAUAGGGUCAUCCAAUUUUUCUUCCCUAGAGUUGCCACUUCGCAAGCUAUAGUGUCCCCUAUAGGGGGGACAUGUGAUGAAGCUCACGGCUGGCUUGAGACGCCGAAAACGGGUCCUGACACGAUGAAAAAUGAGAUAGUGCCUGGUUGGUAGAGAGCGCAGACGCCCCACUGAAAGCUAGCCGUGAAUCACCCAAUCUGAGUCUCAUGUUUUCCCAUACCGUAGAGGACAAGUCGUUUUUGGUCGGGUGCAUUUCAGAGCAAUCAUACUGCGGUCUUUCUAUGUCCUAGUGGAUUAUUCAAAAAAAAAAAACUUAAUGAAAUUAUAAUAAUUUAGGUGAUGCUCAAAGGCGACUCGGGCAUCAAUUUCAGCGCUCUUCCUGCAGGUAUCAGAGAUUUUAUAAUAUUUUCCCCAAGGCUUGAAACGCCGGUGUUCUGCAAAAAAGCGUGCGAAACUUUUUUGAGCGCUGAUUCAGAUUCAUCUGGAACAUUUUUUAUUUUUCUAGUUUUUUCUUAAUUUUUAAAUUGCCGCCAAAAACGCAUCGCGUGUUCUUCAACAAUUUUUUUUUCGAAAAUGUCACUCCACCGUUUCAAAUGUACACGGGCUGACCCACUGUCCCGGCCUCCCAAUUUCAAUCGUACAAACCCAUUUCAAAUUGCGGUUUCCGACCUUUUUCCAACUUUGUUCAUUAUAAAUAAUCAGGAUAUAAUCUUAUUGAUAUCAGGGCGUUUGAAAAAGAAAAAAAGUGAUCUGAAGCUUAAUUUUUUUAGUUUCAUGACAUUCCUUACAUCGAGAUGAUAACAACCCGCCUUAUCUUCGAAAUUCCAGAAUCCAAAAAAGGCGUCGUGCGAUUUAAUGACUUCAAUUGGUUUCAAUUUUUUCAAUAUUUUAUCGCAAGAGGUUCAAAAAAAAACUUGAUGAAAAUAGGUAAUCUAGAUAUUCGGUUUGUCCUGUUAGAAAGUUUGGUAGUUUGUUAUGUCAUACAAUAAAGAAAUAGCUUAUUGAUCAAAAAAGUAAUUUCGAAUCGCCAAGACGUCUCAUUUUACUUGAUCUACUUUUUGAACGUGCGUAAUAUGGGUUUCAAGUCUAGCUUUCCGAACUUCAAAAACAAUAAUCUCAGAAAAGGAAGGUUGGACCGAGUAUGGUCUCUAUCUGAACCUUCAAAAAAAUGUUCGAGCGAAUUUUCGAAACGUCAAAGUAAAAUGUGUAUUUCCUCCCCAGCUUCUAGUCAAAAAAAAAGGAGCUAGCUGAAGGAAUUCCCAUAAUUCUUGUGUACAGGACACAUGAUCGGCGGAGCGAUGUGGCGAAUCUGCCGAGUGACCGGAGAAGACAUCGUCUACUGCGUCGACUUCAACCACAAGAAGGAGCGGCAUCUCAACGGAUGCUCCUUCGACAGUUAAUAUCUUAUCUCAUUUUCAUGUUUCAACUAAAAGUUAUAGCGUCUUUUCUUCUUGAAUUCUCCAAUCAUGAAGGACUGGUAAAGUGAAUAUGAAUGAAAAAACGUCAUUUUCCAUUUUCUAUUUUCCAAUUUUUUUUUCUUGAAGCCGCGAAAUUCAAAAUAAAAAGAAGAAAUUUGAUUUUCUUUCAGAAAAAGUAGGCUUUUUUUAAAUAUACCUGGUGAUUUUUGAUAACUUAUGAUUGAAGCCAAACUGUUUCAGAUCCAUUCACGUAAUGAUAAACCCCUUGAGUACCAAUUGAAUUUAAAAAAUGUAAGUUUUAUCGAUUCAUAGCAAUGCUGUGCUUCAAGAACAUAAGUUUUGUAGCUAUUCGUUAUUAGAAAAAUUUUUUACAAAAGCAUAAUUUGAAAGACAAAAUAACACUGAAGAAAAAUCCGAAAGAAAAAUGUUUUCGUUUCAAUAAGACCACAAAACUCAAAACGCAAAAUAAGUUAUGUAAACUGACUUUCAGAUGUAAAAAAACAACUUCUUUAUAUCCGAAAGGGUUGACUAUCACGUGAAUUGAUCUGAGACAAAGUUUGGCUUCAAUCAGUAACUGGACUCGCCUAGACGUUUCUAAGACAUUCUAGAGGUCACUUGAGGGUGUAAACGCCACUAAAUCGGUCACUAGAAAUGCUCAGAUACCUUCGUGGCAGGAAUCUUUUAAGGGGAUAGAAUUUCUAGGAUCACUGAAGUAUGCUGACGCCGCUAAAGGGGUCACUAGAGAGGCUCAUAAACGUUCGGGGCGCUUUAGGGAUCGCUUAAGGGGAAAAAAUUUUUAAUGAUCCCUUAAGUGUUCUGACGCCGCUAAAGCGGUCACUAGAAAAGUUCAGAAACUUCUAGACGAUUUAGGGAUCACUUAAGGGUGUAUGCAUUUCAGUGAUUCCUUUAACACCACUAAAAUAGUCAUUAGGAACUCUCUGAAACUUCUGGGCACUUUAGGGAUCAUUUAAAAGUGCUGACGCUGCUACAGUGGUCACUAGGUAUGCUCGGAAACGUCCAGGGCGCUUCAGGGAUCACUCAAGGGGUUAGAAACUUUCAGUGACGUUUUAAGGAUGGUGAGGCCGCUGAAGCGAUCAAUAGAAUGGCUCAGAUACCUCCGUAGCGCUUUAGGAAUUACUUAAUGGUUAGAUAUGCUAGAUUUCUCAUUUCGCCUAAACCCCCAACACUUAAGGGUUUUGACAUCGCUAAAGAGAUCACUAGAAAUGCUCAGACACGUCUAGGGCGCUUUAGAGAUCAUUUAAGAGGAUAAUUAUUUUAGUACCCCUUUAAGGGUGCUUACACCGUUAAAAAAGGUCGUUAUAAAUGCUCAGAAGCGUCCGGUUCCCGUUACCAAGAUCCGAGCUCUAGAAAAUGAGUUUCCAGGCGUCCAUCGGCCCCAUUUGCUGAUCACCGGAGCCCAUCACAUUUCCCUGCCCCAAAUGAGGCGAAAAGACCGAGAUGAGCAACUUGUUACCAAGAUUUUGAGGUUCAUGAACUUUAAAAAAUAAAAUGAAAUGAGUUUUCAGAACGGUCCGGCAGAAGGGCGAUUGCAUGGUGGUGAUCGACACGGCGGGAAGAGUCCUCGAAUUGGCCCAUUUAUUGGAUCAGUUGUGGUCCAAGUCGGUUUUCAAAUUCUUACAGGAGGGAAAGAAAAAAAGAAGCUCUUUUUUUGAUAGUUUUCAUGAAAAAUCAACUUCUUUUUGAGAUUUCAGAGCAAAAUCAGCCCUUUUUUGGGGGAAGAAACGCUUUUUUUUUUAGUUUAAAAAGAUUCUGCGAAAUUUUUAGUGGCCACUAUAGGGUUUCGACGUUUUAGGGGCCACUAUAGCAGUCAAAUUAGUGGCCACUUGAGGGGUUAAAGAUUAGUGGCCAUUAUAGAAGUCUAAGUGCUACUCCUAGACCACAAAAAAAAUUUAGUGGCCACUUUAGGGGUCAAUGGAUCAACAUAACUGGUCCAAUCUGUUUGUUUUAAAAUUAUUAGACUUACUGGAAGGAAUACCGGAUUAAAAACUACUGAGGUGGCCACUAAAACGGAAAAUAGUGGCUCCUUUAGUGUCCUCUCCAAGUAAUCUUUGGCAAGCCUCUAUAGUAGCCACUAAAAGUUCACCCAGCAGCCUCUUUUUUUUUUCGAAAUUUUGAGAAAAACCCUUUUCGUGAACUCGGAAAAACUCUAAAAUUCAGUACGGAAGCUGGCCUUUCCUCUUACAACCUCGUGAUGAUGUCCCACGUCGCCUCAUCCGUCGUCCAGUUCGCCAAGUCGCAGUUGGAAUGGAUGAACGAUAAAUUGUUCAAGUCUGAGAAAUGGUUCUCCAAAAACAUUCGGCCCGGACUUCAGAUUCGAUUCGGGCCGAUACAAUCCAUUCACUCUGAAACACGUCAAUUUGUGCCAUUCCCACUUGGAAUUGAUGCGGGUUCGGUCCCCGAAGGUACGGUUUUUGGGAGGUUGUUCUCAUUUUCAGGCAUAAAAGCUAAGAAAUUAGAAAAAGCUGCACAAAAUUCUGAGAGUUCCAGCUUGUGCGCUCCAUGGACAAAAUAAUAAAAAAAAUGAAUCUAGUCUCAGACCUUCGUAACGCGAACGGGACGCGAAUCGGGGCAUUUCUAGUGACCACUUUAGUAGCCUCAGAACUUUUAAGGGAUCCCUAGAAUCGCCCAGAAACGUCCGGAGCACGUCCGUUUCGCGUUACCAAUGUCCGAGGAAUCGUCAAAGUAGUCCCUAGAGGGGUUAGGGCGGAAAAGUAUCUGUAGGGGACAGAAUAGUGCUCCCUAUAGGCGCCUAGGGUCUCUCCCAUAAACCUUCAAAGCUCAAGUGGUCCCUACAGGGUUUUUUAAAUUUUUUUAGGGUAAAUUAGUCCACAAAUUUUAUUUUUCGAUUCUGAUGAAACUUCAUCCAGUGUGAUAAUUCAUCAUCAGAAGUGCAGAUACAUCUUUUUGAGCCAUUUCCUCCUACUGUAGCCGGGUUACGGUAGGCAGGUGGGCACCUGCGUAUCUAAGUAUUAGAGAGUUUUUACUAGGCAUGAUAUAUAUCAAUCGAUAGGUAAUCAAAUUUUAGAAACUUUUGUAGUACCUACCAUCUUGGGUUACUGUAGAAAUUUUUGAGUUACGGUACUUUUUUUGUGUUUGAAAAGUCGGUAUUUUGGUCACCCUCGACGUCGACAUAGAAAAAUUCAAAGAGAACCUCUUGAAGGCCAAUUUUAUUAGAAAAAGGCUAUAAGAACUUGUAAAUUUCAGCGAAAAUUUAAGAAAAAGCUCAAACUAACCGUAUUUUUUUAAGUAUAUGGGUCUUAGAAAAUCCAUGGUUCCUUAGGUAUCUUCAAAUCUGGGUUCUGUCAAUUUUUUUGAAAAAAAGUUCUUGUGGAGGUCAAAAAAUUUCGUGGGGUUUCCGAAGUUAUUUUUUUAUUAUUUUUUUACCAAUCUCGACUUUUUUUCUUUUUUUACCGAUUUUUCUCCUUCUUAAUCUCAAAUUUUCCUCUAAGCAUUUUUAAAUAUUUUUCUUAAUUUUUAGGUCUUUUUAAUCAAUUUUUUGUUUUUGUGCGUUUUUUCUCGACAUAUUCUCAUUUUCCAGGUUGUCCUGUGCAGCAAUUUGGACAUGGAAUCUGGAUUUUCACGAGAAUUGUUCUUGGACUGGUGCAGUGAUGCGAGGAACGGAGUUAUUAUCACAGGUUUUGGUUGGAAAGAUGGAAGAAUCGGAUAGAUUAGAUUACUGCAACUGGAGGAAUUUAUAAAAAAAUUCGAUGUCCAUAAUUUUGUUUUUCAGCCGAUUCCAUGAUUUACUAAAAAUAGAUUCAAAAAAACCAUUUUUUUCCACGGUUUUUUUAGGGCGUUGAUGGCUAUUUUUUUCAAAUAUAGUUUUUUUGACAUUUUAAACGGCUUUAUGAUAAAUAUUUCUUCAUAAUAUGACCAUUUUUCGAAGUCUGAUUUUUCCUUUUUCCCCUCAAAUUUUUUUAUUUUUUUGCCAAAAAUGCUCUCUCAAAUGUCAUUAAGCAAUAUCAGCUAAAAAUGGACCUAAAAUUUUCUAAAAAAAUUGAAAAAAAUCUCCUCUUUUUGACCGCCAUUAUUUUUAUUUUUUUCAAAGCAAUCACAAGAGAAAACAUUUUGGAGAUGUAGAAAAAACUGAACUGCAAAAGUUCGUACCUUUCAAAAAAUGAACCGACCGAUUUUUUCAGCAUUCAGCUCACUCAAAAAAAAGGAUAGAACUUUGUUUCUUUUUUUUUCUGUGAACGUUUGAAAAAGUUUUUUUUUCCGAUCUAGGCUUUUGUUCAAAAUUCUUCUCAAUAAUUCGAAAAAUAACGAAAUUUGUUCCAGCUCGACCAUCUUCCUUCACAUUGGGCGCCAAGUUGGUCAACUUGUCGGAAAGAGCGACGGAUGGAAGAUUGGUAAGAAGCCAAAAAAAUUAGAUUAUUUGAAGUCUGGGGUAUUAAAAAAACUCCAGUAUAGUUAAGUUUAGAAUAUCAUGGAAAAGGAAAAAAAUGUUUUUCAUAGAAAAAUUUUUAGAGGGUUUUUGAACUCAGAUUCAUUUUUUUAUUCAUUAGUUUUGAGAAUAUUUCAGUUAAGCAGAAGCUUUUUGAAGUUGGUUAUUAAAAUAGAAAUUAAAAAUUUUUUUCGAGGUUAAAUUUGUAACUUUUUUUGAAUGAAUUUCGAAAUUCUGUGCAGUUUUACGCCGUUCAAAGCCGUAGGAAAUCGAAAAAAAUCGAAAAAUAAAUGUUCAAAAAUGUUCUAAUCUCAAUUUUUUCAAGCAAAAGGGAUGUGUACAAACAUUUUUUUGAGAAUGGAUUUUUUUCUAAUAUUAGGAAAAAAAUCAAGUCUUCAAAGAAAAAAAUUUGGAAGGCACACUGAUUUUUUUGAGCGCAAAUUUCAUCAUUAUCGAAUAGUUUUGAGAAAAAAAUUUUUGCGCCGUGUAAUUUUUCUUAAGUUGGAUGUCAGAGUAGAAAUUGAAGUUUUUUUCGAGAUCAAAUUUGUAAAAAUUUUUUUGAAUAAAUUCCGAAAUUCUGGGCAAUUUGAUGACGUUCAAAGUCGUAGAAAAUCGAAAAAAUCGGGAAAAAGUAUUUAAUAAACUCAAAAAUUUGAACCUCAACUUUUCAAGCAACAGGGAUGUGUACUAAAAUUUUUAAAGGAGAUGAAAAAUUAUUCAUUUGAAGAAUACCCAAGACCGUUUCAUGGAAUUGCAAGUGAAAAAGCGCGUCCCCCUGGAAGGAGAUGAACUCAGCGAAUUCCGAAGAAGAAAGGCAGAAAGAGACGCCGAGGAUUCUAGGAUACGGUAUGGGAAUGCUACGGUUACAGUAUUCUAAAAAGAAGUCUUAAGAUUGGAAAGAGUGCGAAGAAACGCGCAGGUGGAGGAAGAUUCUUCGGACGAAAGCGACGACGACUUGGCGCCGGUCAUCCCGGCCUCCAUUGUCAGGAAUCCCAGUGAAAGUCCGUUUUCUUCCAAAUUUUAA
This is a messenger RNA of Caenorhabditis auriculariae, 8511 nucleotides long. Lineage: Eukaryota; Metazoa; Nematoda; Chromadorea; Rhabditida; Rhabditidae. The record is from the annotation of a GenBank genome assembly.